CUCUCAUGGAUCUAACCCUCUCUUCCUUCUAACCGCCCUUUUCGCCUCCUUCUUUUCCAUUCCAAACUCUAGAUUCCUUAUCUCUCUAUUUUCUCCUCUUCAUUUUCUUCCUCUUCCGUCGAACUUUUCUUUUCUCCGACGUCGCUGCUUUUCUUUCUGCUUUUCCUGUGUUUUGAACGCUCUGCGUUUGUUAAUUUUGUUUUGUGUGUUCGGAUCGUGUUAUUUCACCUUCAGUUGCGGGGAUCUUCGGUUUAGGUGUAUGAGUGGUUUUUGAGCAGAAGUUAACGGAGAAAGGGAUUCAGUGAAGAUGACAUCCGUUGGUGUGGCGCCAACUUCGGGUUUGAGAGAAGCUAGUGGGCAUGGAGCAGCAGGUGUUGAUAGGUUGCCGGAGGAGAUGAACGAUAUGAAAAUUAGGGAUGAUAGAGAAAUGGAAGCCACUGUUGUUGAUGGCAAUGGAACGGAGACCGGACAUAUCAUCGUGACUACCAUUGGGGGUAGAAAUGGUCAGCCGAAGCAGACUAUAAGCUACAUGGCAGAACGUGUUGUAGGUCAUGGAUCGUUUGGUGUUGUCUUCCAGGCUAAGUGCUUGGAAACUGGUGAAACCGUGGCUAUCAAAAAGGUUCUUCAAGACAAGAGGUACAAGAAUCGGGAGCUGCAAACAAUGCGCCUUCUUGACCACCCAAAUGUUGUCUCUUUGAAGCACUGUUUCUUUUCAACAACUGAAAAGGAUGAACUCUACCUUAAUUUGGUACUUGAGUAUGUUCCUGAAACAGUUAAUCGUGUGAUCAAACAUUACAACAAGUUGAACCAAAGGAUGCCUCUGAUAUAUGUGAAACUCUAUACAUACCAGAUCUUUAGGGCAUUAUCUUAUAUUCAUCGUUGUAUUGGAGUUUGCCAUCGGGAUAUCAAGCCUCAAAAUCUAUUGGUCAAUCCACACACACACCAGGUUAAAUUAUGUGACUUUGGAAGUGCAAAGGUUUUGGUAAAAGGCGAACCAAAUAUAUCAUACAUAUGUUCUAGAUAUUACAGAGCACCUGAGCUUAUAUUUGGAGCAACUGAAUAUACUACAGCCAUUGACAUCUGGUCUGUUGGAUGUGUCUUAGCUGAGCUGCUGCUUGGACAGCCUUUGUUCCCUGGUGAGAGUGGAGUUGAUCAGCUUGUUGAGAUUAUAAAGGUUCUCGGCACUCCAACAAGGGAAGAGAUUAAAUGCAUGAACCCUAACUAUACAGAAUUUAAAUUCCCACAGAUUAAAGCACAUCCAUGGCACAAGAUCUUCCACAAGCGCAUGCCUCCAGAGGCUGUUGAUCUGGUAUCAAGACUACUACAAUACUCCCCUAACUUGCGGUGCACAGCUUUAGAUGCUCUGACGCAUCCUUUCUUUGAUGAGCUUCGUGAUCCAAAUACUCGCUUGCCAAAUGGCCGAUUCCUUCCACCACUAUUUAAUUUUAAAUCUCAUGAACUGAAAGGAGUCCCAGCUGAGAUUUUGGUGAAAUUGGUUCCAGAACAUGCGAGGAAGCAAUGCCCGUUUCUUGGCUUGUGAAAGUUUAACAGAACUUCAAGUGUUUCCGUAUGAGAAUGCUGCGCUUUCUUCUAUUUGAUGAUAUGAUAUGAUAUUUGUUGGUAUCUUUAUUGUAUUCGGUUGCCCUGUAAAAGCAGAUCUAGAGAUACAUGCUACUCCUUAUUACCCAACCCCCGAAGGGUAUGCAGAAUACCCUGUUUCCUGUAUCACAGCAGAUUGUAACAUACAAUAGAAGACAAAUGUCUGCAAUUAUCUAAAUGUGGCAUCAGUAUUUGUAUUUGUUGAGACAA
Vigna umbellata (rice bean) is the source of this 1809-nucleotide messenger RNA. Its product is annotated as glycogen synthase kinase-3 homolog MsK-1. NCBI's taxonomy places the organism in Eukaryota, Viridiplantae, Streptophyta, Magnoliopsida, Fabales, Fabaceae. Gene Ontology annotation, biological process: cell differentiation; peptidyl-threonine phosphorylation; signal transduction. Gene Ontology annotation, cellular component: cytoplasm; nucleus. Gene Ontology annotation, molecular function: protein serine/threonine kinase activity; ATP binding. The record is from RefSeq and is a predicted model, not a curated record.